AUGUCCAAUGAACCUUCAUCUAGAUAUGCUGCUGCAAUAUCAGCCCUUUCCCUCAGUUUACCUGCUGUUAACCCCAACCCAACCCUUACCCUCAGUUCAUCCACUGCCCCCAACCCACUGCUUACCCCUAAACCCUCUCUUAUCCUCAAAUCACCCCUUACCUCCAAAUCCCUUACCCCUAAACCACUAGUUGCCCCUACCCCCAAACCACCCCUUAACAUCAAACUACCCCCUGCUGCCAGCCCAGCCCCUUUAAAUUCAUAUCCCCCUUCACUUGAGAUUUUGGGAUCAGAUGACGAGGAACAGGAGAAUCCAUCUGAUUACUGCAUAGGUGGGUACUUCCCGGUGGAAAUUGGAGAGAUAUUCAUUGAUCGUUACCAGGUGGUGAAGAAGCUGGGAUGGGGCCACUUCUCUACUGUGUGGCUAGGCUGGGACAUGGAGAAGAGGCGUUUCGUGGCUCUGAAGUUGGUAAAGAGUGCUCCAACCUUCACAGAGACCGCUUUGGAUGAGAUCAAGCUUCUGAAAUGUGUAAGGGACAGUGAUCCAUCUGACCCCAAACGUGACACUGUUGUGCAGCUUAUUGAUGACUUCAAAGUCUCUGGAGUCAAUGGGGAGCAUGUAUGCAUGGUUCUUGAAGUGCUGGGUCACCAGCUGCUGAAGUGGAUCAUCAAAUCCAACUACACUGGCCUUCCCCUGCCCUGCGUUAAGAGCAUCCUUAGACAGGUUCUUCAGGGCUUAGAUUACUUGCACACUAAAUGCAAGAUUAUCCACACAGACAUCAAGCCAGAGAACAUCCUUUUGAGAGUGGAUGAGGUUUACGUCCAGGAGCUGGCAGCCGACACCAAGCUAUGGGAGCUGCCAGUGUCUUCUGCUCCCACAAGCUGUUCAGCGAACACCAGUCUAAGAGAAAAGCAGACUGGGAAGGUCUCCAGGAUCCCGAUGGCCAGGUUGUCGAGGAAGGAGAAGAAACAACAACAGCCGCAGAAGGGCGAGGACACUUUAGUUGGCCGUCAGAAGAGGGAGAAACCUCAUGUGUCAUUCUCUAAUAUCACCACUCCCUGUAGCACCCCUAAUUCCACCUCGUCCCCUAAGCCUUCAGGUCCUGUGCAUACUACUUGGAGAUGGACCCUGCUGCAUGAAGAAGCAAUGGGCUCUGACAGCAAGGAGUCGGCCUCGGCACCGAUGGAAAAUGCACCAUCUUUGACUACAAUGUCUCACUGCUCUAGACAAUCUAUAGUGUUACAUCAUUCUACCCAGAGAGACAACCUGCCCUCAUCACCAUCACAUGGGUUAAGUGAAACAGAUCUGUUGGUGAAUCUUCUGAAGCCACAGAAUGCUGAUAAAAUCAGCAUCAAGAUUGCAGAUCUGGGAAACGCCUGCUGGGUGUACAAACAUUUCACAGAAGACAUCCAGACCUGCCAGUACCGCUCUGUUGAGGUCCUGAUUGGGUCUGACUAUGGCACUCCUGCAGACAUCUGGAGCAUAGCCUGCAUGGCGUUUGAGCUGGCUACCGGGGAGUAUCUGUUUGAACCCCAUUCAGGGGACAACUUCUCACGAGAGGAAGAUCACAUUGCUCACAUAAUUGAGUUGCUGGGACCCCUUCCACCCCAGUUUGCCCUCUCAGGGAGAAACUCCAAGCGAUAUUUCAAUCACAAUGGGCAUCUGCGGCGCAUCUCAAGGCUGAAACCGUGGAGUUUGUGUGAGAUCCUGCUGGAUAAGUAUGAGUGGCCGCGGGAACAGGCAGUCCAGUUCAGUGCUUUCCUCCUCACCAUGCUGGAGCCCCUCCCAGAGAAGAGAGCCACCGCUGCCCAGUGUCUGAAACACCCCUGGAUCUCCUCAUAGACAUCAUACCACCGUGCGAUGUCUAAAACCCUCCUGGAUCUCCUCAUAGACAUCAUACCACUGUCUGGUGUCUAAACCCCCCCUGGAUCUCCUCAUAGACAUCAUACCACUGUGCGAUGUCUAAAACCCCCCUGGAUCUCCUCAUAGACAUCAUACCACUGUCUGGUGUCUAAACCCCCCCUGGAUCUCCUCAUAGACAUCAUACCACUGUGCGAUGUCUAAAACCCCCCUGGAUCUCCUCAUAGACAUCAUACCACUGUCUGGUGUCUAAACCCCCCCUGGAUCUCCUCAUAGACAUCAUACCACUGUGCGAUGUCUAAAACCCCCCUGGAUCUCCUCAUAGACAUCAUACCACUGUCUGGUGUCUAAACCCCCCCUGGAUCUCCUCAUAGACAUCAUACCACUGUCUGGUGUCUAAACCCCCCCUGGAUCUCCUCAUAGACAUCAUACCACUGUCUGGUGUCUAA
Salvelinus namaycush (lake trout) is the source of this 2309-nucleotide messenger RNA. Its product is annotated as SRSF protein kinase 3-like. The coding region runs from base 1 to 1842 and encodes 613 amino acids. Gene Ontology annotation, molecular function: ATP binding; protein kinase activity. Gene Ontology annotation, biological process: regulation of mRNA processing; protein phosphorylation; spliceosomal complex assembly. Lineage: Eukaryota; Metazoa; Chordata; Actinopteri; Salmoniformes; Salmonidae. The transcript has 13 exons. The record is from RefSeq and is a predicted model, not a curated record.